AAGAAGUUAGAAAGACUAUAAAAGCAAUGAAUGUCCACCGCAGUCACCGCUUGACAUCACAUGAAGAAUUUGUCAGAUUUUUCCUUCCAAGAGUUCAUUAUCUUUAGACAUUAAGCAGAAAAACCACCUCUUAGAUUCUGAAGAACCAAAGAUCCUUUAAUUCUUCUUCAGUUCACAGGUUAUUGAACACAACUCGAAGGGGUCAGCAGCAAAAGCAGGACUCUCAUCCGUCGAACAGAAGACCUCAGCUCGGCUCACUUUCACCGGUUUGACACAACGUUGAAGGACCAUUCGAGCAGCCUGCGCAGACCCCGCGUACAAGUUCAUUAUGAACACAACAAACACACUCAGCUUUUCAACGGAGUACGUGGAUCUUUUUGAAGAAAUAGUGGCCUGGAUAAUAUUAUGUGUUGGACUGCCAGUCAUCUCUCUGGCCUGUUAUGCACUCUACAAGCUGAUCAAGGCUGAUUUUGUGACCCCGAUUUAUGUCAUUAACCUGUUACUUUCAGACCUGAUCCAAGUCAUUCUCAGAGUGUACUUCAUUGCUGAAAGAUUUUUAGACACUAAAACUGAAUCCUUUAAAACAAUGCAACAUUUUUUUCUGGUUACUGUUCGUUUUGGUUUGGUGGCAAGCCUUGGGUUUAUGGUGUGUAUCUCGCUCGAGCGGUACCUGGUGGUUUCUCACCCUUUGUGGUACCGAUUCCACCGCAAUGUGAAGCACUCAGUCCUGGUGUCUCUUGGCAUCUGGACACUCGCUGCCAUAUAUGCAGCAAUUGACUACAAUGUGCUGACGAGUUACAUAGUUUUCUUGCCGGUUUUCUCAACGAUCUUCCUUCUUCCAUUUCCUCUUCUAGUAUUCUUGUACUGGAGGACCAAGCAAGCUCUGUCCAACACUAUUGCUGUGUCUGCUUCAGAGAAGAAAAGGAUCCGGGGUGCCUUGCUCUUGGUUCUUGGCAUUUAUGUCUUAUUUUUUCUUCCCUUCACUGUCAUGUCCUUUUUCGUAAUAAUUUCUAAAAUAAGGACUUACACUGUCUACUGUGUGAUGGCUGUUGCAAGGUCUAUGGUGCGCCUGAGCCCACUUGUGGAUCCCUUCCUGUAUAUUUUCAUGAGAAAGAGUGUGAAAGACACAGUGGAAGCAUUCCCCUGCUUUAGGACACUAGGGUGGAGUCUAACAAGUUCUGGAACACAGGAUGAGCCAAGCAAAGCCCACUAUGCAGCUGAGAUGAAGAGCAGCCUUUAAUUUUUUUUUAAACUUUGACUAUGAGUUUUACUGGGAGGCCAUAUUUUGUGUAUGAGGGGGUGACACCUGGGACUGGGAGUGUGUUUAUGCUGAUGACAAAGACAACUUGUCAUACGACUUGUUGAGUGAGCGUAACAAUGUGAAAUAUCCUGUUGGUUUGCAUUUUAUCUGCAUGUUAAAGUAGCGCAUUAAGGUAAACAAUUCAGUGUUUUUAAAAGCCGCAUGCAUCUGCAUUUGAACUAUAUUCACCGCAUUAUCUGUGUGUUUUCAUACUAACAAAAGAAAAAUGUAUGUAUUUACUGAUAUGUAUGGACUAAGCAGUAGAGGGGUUAGUACUGUAAUAACACAAUUUAAAGAAUUGAGCUCAACAGCCAGAAAAAGAGAGAAAAGAAACUUUAAGGAGAAAAGAGCAUAAAUAAUCACGCUUGGGAAAGGCAUGGUUUGGAAGAAAAUGUGAUCUGGGCCAAUAAAUUACCUGUUUCAGUGGGAAAAGAGCAAAAACUGCAUUAUAUUUAGUUAUGCUGGUGAUGCAACUAUAUUUAAAAUUAUCAGACAAAGGGCUAAACUUCUGGCAGUCAAAAUCUUGGCUCUUAAAUCCAACCUGAAUGUUUGGGUGAAAGGACUCAUUGAACUUAUUCGCUCAUCUUUUUCACCUUUUCCACCAUCUUCUUCGCUCAUCUGCUGUGCUCAUCCAGCUGUGCCCACUUAGCAUCCCAUGCACACGAAAGGUCCAAAAUCAAAAGCAAAAAGGUGUGACUCCGACAUGCUGGAAUGACCU
Molecule: messenger RNA, 2018 nt
Organism: Scleropages formosus (Asian bonytongue)
Lineage: Eukaryota; Metazoa; Chordata; Actinopteri; Osteoglossiformes; Osteoglossidae
Product: CX3C chemokine receptor 1-like
Exons: 2
Coding region: 329-1240 (303 amino acids)
Biological process (GO): phospholipase C-activating G protein-coupled receptor signaling pathway; positive regulation of Rho protein signal transduction
Cellular component (GO): plasma membrane
Molecular function (GO): G protein-coupled receptor activity
Source: RefSeq, a predicted model, not a curated record